GGGGAGAUAGUGCAUAGGCUGUCAUAUGAUCAAGCGUACAUGUUUAUACAUAUAUUACAAUAAUCGUAGCAGGACAUAGAAAUAGAAGAGUUGUUACUGUUAGAAUAGCAUUAUCUGUUAAGAGAGUCGCUAUAUUAGAAUGUGUCAAGAAAGUUUAUUUACUUCAAGUAUAUUCUACUUUAUCAGCAGUAAUUCAUUCAAUCAUAUCUCUUGCAUCAACAAGUAUCGAUAGCUAGCUUACAUGCAUUUUAAACACAAAUCAAUAUUCUUAAUAACUUCUUGAUUGAUUGGUUAAAAUCAUGACUAUGUUUUACUGAAGAAAAGCGUCAUGUGGAUUGAGUUAUAAAAUAGUUUGCACGCUUGCGGUUAUACUGUGAUAUUCUCGAUUUUAAAUGAAGCAAUUCACAUUAACAUUUGAUUAAAGAUUGAUUGUAUGAAAAUUUUAACUCAACUUGUGAAAAGUAUAAUUGAAGUUGAAUGUUAAUUUGUUGGAGAAAGGUUAAACCAGUUUGGUUUUCUAAAAUUGCGUUAAUUAUUGCUAUUUUGGGAUUUCCUCCAGUAUAUAUAGCAUCUGUAUAUUACGAGCAUGUAAAUGGUUUAUUCCCAUUAAUUAGUGCAUUUGGAGUUUUCCCACCAGAAAAACAUUGGUUUCAAGUGCUGAUGAUUAGCUAUGCUCUAUUCAAUAUGGCGGGAAACUGUUUUUGGUUCAUGAUAGCUAGACGUAAAAUUGUAAUUAUGACCAAAUCUCUUAUUCCUCAUCUAAUCAACUCAUCUAUCAGACUAUUAAUGAUCAUUUCUGGAUUGUGUUUAAUCGGUCUAUCGAUUUUCGAUAUGGAAAACUAUGGAGGAAUACAUUUUCUGAUGACAGUUGGAAACUUUAUAUGUCAUGGUAUGUCAAUUUUGUUGGGAUGUUACCUAAUGGCUAAAUAUUUUGAGAAACCUCUCUGGUUUUGCUAUUUUCGACUUACACUUAUUGUGAAAAUGCUGAUCAGUACAAUAUCAUAUGUUUAUUUCAACGUAAUUGGGCUUCCCUUAUUGAGUACAUUGAAUGUUUAUCGAAUGAAACCAACUGAUGGUGGCUACUGGGAAUUCCUUUAUUGUGCAAUUGCUGAGUGGGUACUGGUUCUUGCGUGUCUUCUAUUCACUCUAGUCAUUGCUCUGGAAACACAAACAUAUGAAGACGUUUUAGCACGGAAUAAAACCAGAAAUAUUACCACAAUACAACUUAUGAAACAAGUUUAAAAUAUGUCAAUUGUUUCGAGCGACAUCUUGUACUCACUAAUCUUUAAAUCAAAUUGAUGAAUAUAUUGAUCAUUUCUUUAUGAACUAACUGGUGAGAAAAUCGAAAACGUGGUUCUUAAU
Molecule: messenger RNA, 1362 nt
Organism: Schistosoma guineensis
Lineage: Eukaryota; Metazoa; Platyhelminthes; Trematoda; Strigeidida; Schistosomatidae
Source: the annotation of a GenBank genome assembly